Salvia hispanica is the source of this 1691-nucleotide messenger RNA. RefSeq names its product premnaspirodiene oxygenase-like. The record is from RefSeq and is a predicted model, not a curated record. Lineage: Eukaryota; Viridiplantae; Streptophyta; Magnoliopsida; Lamiales; Lamiaceae. Gene Ontology annotation, molecular function: heme binding; oxidoreductase activity, acting on paired donors, with incorporation or reduction of molecular oxygen; monooxygenase activity.
CACAUUCAAAAUGGAUGUUUCAUGGAACUUUGCAGCUCUAGCUCUCAUCCUCCCCAUAGCCCUCUUCCUCAUCCGAACCCAAACCCGAUCCAAACCUGCCUCCUCCAACUGGCCCCCGGGCCCCAAAACCCUCCCCGUCAUCGGAAACAUGCACCUCCUCAGCCCCCUCGCCUUCCGCUCCAUCACUGACCUCGCCAAACAAUACGGCCCCAUCAUGCGCCUCAAGCUAGGCGAGGUCGACACCAUUGUUGUAUCCUCGCGCGAGCUCUCCCGCGAGAUGCUCAAGCAGCACGACCCCUGCUACGCGGACCGCCCCGACUCCAUCGGAAUCAAGGUCCUGUGGUACAACUACCGCGACAUCGCCUUCAGCCCCUACGGCGACUACUGGCGCCAGAUGCGCAAGAUCUGCAUCAUGGAGCUCCUCAGCCCCCGCAGCGUCCGCUCCUUCGCCUCCAUCCGCAGAGACGAGGUCUCUAACUUAAUUUCCUCCAUCCGCGGCCGCGCGGAUGGAGGACAGCCUGUCAACAUCAGCGACAGUAUUUUCUCCAUGAUGAGCUCUGUCACCUGCCGCGCCGCCUUCGGGAAGGUGUCCAAGGACAAGGACACGCUGAUAAAGAUACUGAGAGAUGGGAUCCAGAUGGCGGGAGGGUUUGAGAUUGCGGAUUUUUUUCCCUCGUCGUUUGUCAUCAACACCUUUAGCUGGACUAAGAUCAGGCUGCUGAUGAUGAGGCAUAAACUUGAUGUGAUUCUCGACGAGCUCAUCCGCCAGCACCAGCGCAAUCUGGCGAAGAUCGAGGAGGGGGAGAGAGGGAGGAAGGGCAACGGCGAGUUUGGUAACGAAGAUAUCGUUGAUGUCCUGCUUCGCCUCCAGGAGACUGGAGAGCUCCAGUUUCCUAUCAGGAAAGAGGACAUCAAAGCAGUCGUUUACGACAUGUUUUCUGCUGGAACCGAGACAUCAUCGACAGCGAUGGACUGGGCAAUGGCAGAGCUGAUGAGGAACCCGCACGUGAUGGCGAAGGCGCAAGCAGAAGUGCGCCAAGUGUUCAACGACACCACCAUCGCCACCAUGGGAGACAACGACCCGAAUCUGAAAUAUCUAAAACUGGUGAUCAGGGAAGCACUGAGGAUGCACCCUCCCGUUCCAAUCCUACCACGAGCAUCACGGGAAGAGCGCGUGAUCGACGGUUACACAAUCCCAGCUAACGUGAAGGUCCUUGUCAACAACUGGGGGAUGCAGAGGGAUCCACAGUACUGGACCAACCCGGAAAGUUUCGAGCCAGAGAGGUUCGAGGAGUGCUCGAAGGAGUUCCUAGGAGCCGACUUCGAUUUCCUGCCGUUUGGAGCAGGGAAAAGAAUGUGCCCCGGAAUCACAUUUGCUAUGGCCAGUGUCGAGCUUGUUUUGGCUCAGCUUCUCUAUCAUUUCGACUGGAAACUUCCCAACGGAGCUCAGCCGGAAUCGAUGGACAUGAUCGAGAAUCCGGGAGUCACUGCUUCGAGAAGGGACAGUCUCAAUGCCAUUCCCACACCUUACAGCAAGUCGGCCUAAUCUGAAACAUCAAAUUUUCUAUUUGUAUUAAGUGUUUUGUAACGGUUUUUGUUGAAGUUUGAAGGUUGAUCAAGAAAUGGGAGACGUUUGUAAAGUGUUUCUGUGACCACAAGUAAUAAACUAAUGAUUUAUGUGUUCUUGAUGA